Messenger RNA from Penaeus vannamei (Pacific white shrimp), 2022 nucleotides. Lineage: Eukaryota; Metazoa; Arthropoda; Malacostraca; Decapoda; Penaeidae. The record is from RefSeq and is a predicted model, not a curated record.
AUGCUCAUUUUCCGAAACGGGUUUGUGCAUGCAGAGCCAUGCUACAGUCCAGUAAAUGAGCUAGGUUUUAUAGAGGAAUUGUGUCACAAUCGUUCAUCGAAUAUAUCUGCUCUUAAGCCCUCAGUGCAGUCACCGAAUGAUGCAUGUAUCAGGGAAAGGGUUAACAAUUCUCAUGUUCUCAUUCUCAUUAACUUAGAUGCAGUAAAUGAGGAGGAGGAAGACCCAGCUGCAUUCUUGUAUGAGGAACGCCAGGAUCUCAAGAAGUUCAUGGGCCUUGACCCAAGUGCAGAAAUUGUGAGCCUGUGGUACCAAGAAAGGGCACGGGAGAUUGAGAGAUGCAGUCAUUUUGUGGAUGCUGCUUUAGACUUGCUCAAACUAGGCAGGGAAAGAGAUGUGAAGAAUUUGGAAGAACUUCAUGACACUCUGGAUUCCUUGGAAGUGAUGGUUUAUGAAGUAGGCUUAUGUUCAAUGACCUUGGAUGAAUACUCAAGCUUGUCUGAUGCUGAGAAGAUAGUGAAGCUAAUGUCUACGAGCACCCCAGAAACAUACAUCCAGAAUAUUAGGCGUUGGCUUUUGCCAUUCUUGGCUCGCUGUGAUAAGUGGAAUCCUGGCAUUGCCAAGUGUCUUCUGAGGGAGUAUGUGGUGUCUACAGCUAAGGAUGACCUUGGAUUACCUCUCAAGAUCCUACAGCAUUCCAGGCCAGACCAGCAUGCACAGAUCAUCACAUCGGCUGAGGAGAUGAUGACUAUUGCUUUAGACUGUGUGUACGCAUGUGAGAAGGAAACCCAGCUGCCGAGAGCCUUUGCCAUUCUGGAGUGUCUGCCGGAGAGAGAGUCUGGCACCAAUACAGAAGCCUUGUCAAAACUGCAUGACCUGGCUGAUGCAUUAGAGGCUCACUUGACAGCUGCUGAAUUACUGAGCAAUAACAAUGUCUGUGUCACGCCCUGUCAGCUUCGCCAGCUACAGGAUGAUCGAGAAAAAGUCAGAGAAAUAUUUACCAAGUUAACAAGAGCUGCUGCAAGAAGAGAGCCUAGACUUAGUGAUGAAGACUGGCGAAAGUUGUUGUAUGACAUGCUAGAACUACAGCAGAAGGUUUUUACGUGUGUAGAGCCACAAGUUUGCUUUGAGACCUUAACAGAUGCCCUCCUGUGCUCUGGCAUUUUGGAAAACAUCAGAUUUGCAGGGGAACUGUUGGAGACACAGGGAGAUAGGUCCCCUGUGCAUAACCCUUAUUUGCAGCAGGUGCCUUUUGCGCAGGCAGUGAAGCUUGUGAUAUCUGCAGCGACACAAUACUUUAAUUCUUCUGAAAGUCAUGCAGAUGAAGCAAUGGAAUUGGCGCAGCAGUGUCUUGGACUGAUAGAAUCUGACAAUGAAGACAUCAAGAGAGAAAAGGAUCUCAUUGCAGCACUUCACAUUUUGCCAGACUUUGGCAUCAACAAACUUCCUCUUCAGGUUCGCCUUUGUGAGGACAGGCUAACUUUGAUAGAGGAAGGACUGCAGACCAAAAAGGGAAGUUAUCGCCAUGGGUCUCGAUUACUGCAAUUGGCAACGCUAUUGAGAGUGUGUGGAAUGGACUUACGAGCCAGACAGGCGAAGGUUUAUUCACUUGUUGCUCAUGCAGCUCUUAAGGCCGGCGACUUCGUGGUUGCGAGCAGCGUGUGCGAGCAGCUGGUGUCGGGGGCGCUGCGGGAGGGCUGGCUGGUGUGCGAGCAGCUGGGGCGCGCCCACCAGUUCGCCAACCUGCCGGCGCGGGCCAGGUUCCUCAACUUCGCGCUCACCUACGCCGAUGCGAGCCACCUGGAGGACCUGCUGAAUGCUAGAAAUGAGGUGGAGAUGGCCAUUCUCUACGCCAAGGUCAACACGCAGAUGGACACCGAAGACACGACAGAGGACUCGGACGAUGCCGCCUCCGAUGACCGUUUUGUUGAUGCGCAAUCGCAUCAAAUGCUUAGCGAAGAAGAUGAGGAAAGGCUAUAGGAAGAUGCAGCGCCCAAGAAGAUGAAGAACUGGAGGGACCACAGG